AUGUUGAGCGUGUCCCUCUCGUUGUUUUCAUCGCAGGCAGCGGCUACUGUGGAAAAACCGCCAUUGCACACAGUUUGGGACUCGAAGCUCAAUACACACAAUGUUGUUAGCACAGAUGUGCUGUUGGAAAUACUCACCUCUGUCCAUAACGGGUUUCCCCCAGAGUCUGUCUGCACCGGAAAGGAUGUGGGUGGGCAAGUUUCUUGGCCGCAGCCCGACGAAGAGUUCCUCUGGCUCUAUAAGGCCAAUACGGAAGAGGAGUUUGUCUCCGCGUGGUGUGCGUGGUCGGAAGCGAUACGCCCGCUUGUCGAGGAAGAGGUCAAUAAGGCCAUAACAGAGGGCAGAGUUCUUAUUCUGGAAGGGUGUCUUCUUAACCUUGCCGCGUAUAGGGUGUAUCUUCUGCGGCAAUUUCAGCGACGUCAUGGCGCCAUUGUCAUUGCUUUUUACGUCACCUCGCACGAUGACUCACGUCGCUUUUCCGUCGAGCGAUUUCUUUCUUCCUUUCACGCCCUUCUCCCGGCGUCCUACCGGGGCAACCAGCCCGCCGCGGUGGCGUGGAUGAUGCGGCGUGUGGCGGCUGUGGAGGCGGUUCAAGCUCGGUGGUUCGGUGGCAAUAACAAUACUAGUGGAGCUGGUGGCGUUGGUGGCAUGCGGCGGUGUUGGAUUGCCGACAAACAGCACGGUGGCACCGCGUCGGCCGCACGCGCCGCAGACGACGAAACUGAAGUGUGCGCUACUGGAGGUGAGACGAGUCUACCGCCGUCGGCCUCAGCACUGGGCGCCGAGUCGGUGGAGGGAGCCGAGGAAACCGUCCAGGUGCAUUGUGCCACGUUCUCCGUGGAGGCACCGUCGGGGCCCGCCGAAGUGAUGCAGGACCUCGUGCUAGAGAGAAUAAUGUCGGAGCUCCGCCAACGGCACUCCCUGGUGUAG
Molecule: messenger RNA, 930 nt
Organism: Trypanosoma conorhini
Lineage: Eukaryota; Euglenozoa; Kinetoplastea; Trypanosomatida; Trypanosomatidae
Product: ATP/GTP nucleotide-binding protein
Exons: 1
Coding region: 1-930 (309 amino acids)
Source: RefSeq, a predicted model, not a curated record